GCAUGCCCCACCAUACUCUUCCUGGACGAGCCGACCUCCGGUUUGGACGCCACCGCCUCGUUGAUGAUCGUCCAGCAGCUGAAGAGGAUGGCCAGACUCGGCGUGACCAUUGUCAUGGUAAUCCAUCAGCCGAGAUAUGACCUCUUCACCCUGUUGGAUGAUGUCCUGCUCCUUGGCACCUUGGAGGACAAGGGCGGACGACUUGCCUACGUGGGUCCUACGCUGCAGUGCAAGUCCCACUUUCAGAGCUACGGUCUGAGGAUGCCAGAGAAUUGGAACCCUGCAGAUUGGAUGAUGGACAUCCUGAGCGGACA
Molecule: messenger RNA, 314 nt
Organism: Symbiodinium pilosum
Lineage: Eukaryota; Dinophyceae; Suessiales; Symbiodiniaceae
Source: the annotation of a GenBank genome assembly